Messenger RNA from Rosa rugosa (rugosa rose), 2300 nucleotides. Its product is annotated as 9-cis-epoxycarotenoid dioxygenase NCED2, chloroplastic. Lineage: Eukaryota; Viridiplantae; Streptophyta; Magnoliopsida; Rosales; Rosaceae. The record is from RefSeq and is a predicted model, not a curated record. Gene Ontology annotation, biological process: carotene catabolic process. Gene Ontology annotation, cellular component: chloroplast stroma. Gene Ontology annotation, molecular function: carotenoid dioxygenase activity. The coding region runs from base 133 to 1956 and encodes 607 amino acids. The transcript has a single exon.
UCUCCCCAAAUCUCACUCACUCUCUCUCUCUCUCUCCCUCCCUCCUCUUUGCCUUCAAAGAAAUCAAAAAUUUCAGUGAGGCAAAACACACAAAAUACCUUGCGUGCAUACACAAAAACACACUAGCGCGCUAUGGCUACUCCUUCGAAUAGUUGGGCUCACACAGCCCAAAUACAACACCACCUUUCUUCUCCCUCCUCCUCUUUUUCUUCACUAGUAAACAUGGGCUUCCCGACAAGAUCCAUCGCCUUGAACAGAAACAGAACCAGCACCAUUCACUCAGCUCUCCAGUCUCCUUCAGUUCUUCACUUCCCAAAACAGCCCUACCAUCCGCGAGUAAUUAACAAAGAGGCCACUAUAACACCUUCUCCAAAGCCUAAAACGGUAACUACAACGCAGCAACCUCCACACUGGAAUUUGCUUCAGAGAGCUGCCUCCACCGCCUUGGACAUGUUGGAAGGUGCUUUGGUCUCGCGUGAGAGCCAAAACCCUCUCCCCAAAACCGCCGACCCACGUGUCCAAAUCGCCGGGAACUUCGCUCCGGUGCCGGAGCAACCCGUCCGUCACUCAUUGCCAGUAUCCGGGACCAUACCCGAAUGCAUUAGCGGCGUCUACGUCCGUAACGGCGCGAACCCCUUACACGAGCCGGUCGCCGGCCACCACUUCUUCGACGGUGACGGCAUGGUCCACGCCGUCAGCAUAAAUGACGGAGCCGCCAGCUACGCAUGUCGGUUCACUGAAACCCAAAGACUGGUCCAGGAGCGGGAAAUCGGGCGACCCGUUUUCCCAAAAGCCAUAGGCGAGCUCCACGGCCACUCCGGCAUCGCCCGCCUCGCCUUGUUUUACGCGCGCGGCGCUUUGGGCCUCGUGGACCCCAGCCACGGCAUCGGAGUCGCCAACGCCGGCUUAGUCUACUUCAACGACCGCCUCUUGGCCAUGUCCGAGGACGACAUGCCGUACCAAGUGCGGAUCACUCCCUCCGGCGACCUCGAAACAGUGGGCCGCUACGACUUCGAAACCCAACUCGGGUCCACAAUGAUCGCCCACCCGAAAGUCGACCCGGUGUCCGGCCACCUCCACACGCUCAGCUACGACGUCGUGAAGAGGCCUUACCUGAAAUACUUCCAAUUCUCCGCCGACGGGGAGAAGUCUCCGGACGUGGAAAUCCCUCUGGCGGAGCCCACAAUGAUGCACGACUUCGCCAUCACCGAAAACUUCGUCGUGAUUCCCGACCAGCAGGUGGUGUUCAAGCUGCAGGAGAUGAUCACCGGCGGGUCGCCGGUGAUCUACGACAAGAACAAGAAAUCCAGGUUCGGAAUUCUGGCGAAAAAUGCCACAAACGCUGAUGAUAUAAUUUGGGUUGAAUGCCCGGACACUUUCUGCUUCCACUUGUGGAAUGCGUGGGAGGAGCCUGAGUCCGAUGAGGUGGUUGUGAUCGGGUCAUGCAUGACUCCACCGGACUCGAUAUUUAAUGAGAAUGACGAGUGCUUGAAGAGUGUGUUGUCCGAAAUCCGGCUCAAUUUGAAAACCGGCGAGUCGACUCGGAGGCCGAUUAUUUCGGAGGAGUCGGAGCAUGUGAACUUGGAGGCGGGAAUGGUGAAUCGGAACCGGCUCGGGAGAAAGACUCGGUAUGCUUAUCUCGCCAUUGCUGAACCGUGGCCAAAAGUUUCUGGUUUCGCCAAGGUGGAUCUUUUUACUGGGGAAGUAAAAAAGCAUAUUUACGGAGACAGGAAGUUUGGUGGUGAGCCCUUCUUUCUUCCUUCGGGUUCACGUGGGGAAGAAGAUGGUGGGUAUAUUCUGAGCUUUGUUCACGACGAGAAGACGUGGAAGUCGGAGCUUCAGAUUGUGAAUGCCAUGAAUUUGAAGCUGGAAGCCACUGUGACGCUACCGUCAAGAGUUCCGUAUGGAUUUCACGGCACGUUCAUAGACUCGAAGGACUUGAAAAACCAGGCAUAGCAGUAGCUUGCGAACAUACUAGUGUGAAUUGUUACCGUCUAUGGUUGGUAAAAAUUAGAGGGGUUGAUGAUGAUCGGGGGAAUUUACCAGAGGGAUGGGUUGACAGGUCCCCGGAUUCUCCUGGAGUAUUUAAAACCCUAACUACCAAUUUUGUUUUUGGUAGGCUUUUUAGGCUAUAAUGUUUUGAUCGAUCAGGAGCCAGUUUGUAGCUUUUGGACUGUAUGUACCUUUUGAGCUCAGCUGGUUUAUGUUUCUUUCUUUCUUUCUUCUUCUUCUUCUUCUUCUUCUUCACUAUGCUGUAAAUGGUAAAUAUUUAGAGUUUUACCUUAAAUGGUUUUGUUUCA